AAGAAUGAAAGAGCUACUUCGGUUCCUCUAAUUUCAAAAUGGUUUUGCUUGGGCAAAACACCAAGAAUAUGAUGAACUUUAUGACACUCAUCACAUUUCUACUCUUCAUAAUGCCUUCCAUUUCUUACUCCCAAAAUCUUGGAAACAACAUAUUACUCACUAACCGUAAGAUUUUCCCAAAACAAGAAACAAUUUCCUCUUACGCUGUUGUGUUUGAUGCUGGUAGCACUGGAAGCCGUGUCCAUGUUUACCAUUUUGAUCAAAACUUAAAUCUUCUUCAUGUUGGUAAAGAUGUUGAGUUUUAUAAUAAGACAACACCCGGUUUGAGUGCAUACGCGGAUAAUCCAGAACAAGCUGCAAAAUCUUUGAUUCCACUUUUAGAGCAAGCAGAAAGUGUGGUUCCUGAGGACCAGCGCUCCAAGACACCCGUUAGACUUGGGGCAACAGCAGGUUUAAGGCUUUUGAAUGGGGAUGCUUCUGAAAAGAUACUGCAAUCGGUAAGGGAUUUGUUGAGCAACAGAAGUACCUUCAAUGUUCAACCUGAUGCAGUUUCUAUUAUUGAUGGAACCCAAGAAGGUUCUUAUCUAUGGGUGACAGUUAACUAUGCAUUGGGGACUUUGGGGAAAAAAUUCACAAAAACAGUGGGAGUAAUGGAUCUUGGAGGUGGAUCGGUUCAAAUGGCAUAUGCAGUGUCAAGGAAUACAGCUAAAAAUGCUCCAAAAGUUGCUGAUGGAGAUGAUCCAUAUAUUAAGAAGCUUGUACUCAAGGGAAAAAAAUAUGAUCUCUAUGUUCAUAGUUACUUACACUUUGGUACAGAAGCAUCUCGGGCUGAGAUUUUGAAGGUCACUCAUAAUUCUCCUAACCCUUGCAUUUUAGCUGGAUUUGAUGGGACAUACAGAUAUGCUGGAGAAGAAUUUAAGGCCAAUGCCCUAGCUUCUGGAGCCAGUUUUAAAAAAUGCAAAAAGAUAGUUCAUCAGGCUCUUAAAUUGAAUUAUCCAUGUCCUUAUCAGAAUUGCACUUUUGGUGGAAUUUGGAAUGGUGGAGGAGGAAGUGGACAGAGAAAACUUUUUGCUGCUUCAUUUUUCUUUUACCUAGCUGCAGAAGUUGGUAUGGUUGAUCCAAAUAAACCUAAUUUCAAAAUUCGACCUGUGGAUUUCGAGAGUGAAGCUAAGAAAGCUUGUGCAUUAAAUUUUGAGGAUGCCAAAUCCAGUUAUCCAUUUCUUGCUAAGAAAAAUAUAGCUUCAUAUGUAUGCAUGGAUCUUAUAUAUCAGUAUGUGUUGCUCGUUGAUGGAUUUGGCUUAGAUCCAUUGCAAGAGAUUACAGCAGGAAAGCAAAUUGAAUAUCAAGAUUCUCUUGUGGAAGCUGCAUGGCCACUAGGCAAUGCUGUAGAAGCCAUAUCAUCGUUACCUAAAUUUGAAAAAUUGAUGUAUUUUAUUUAAGCUUCUUGAUAUAACUAUAAGAAGUCUAUGUCUAUCACUUUCUAAAUCAAAUAACCAGUUUUAGAGUUUCACA
Messenger RNA from Medicago truncatula (barrel medic), 1512 nucleotides. RefSeq names its product nucleoside-triphosphatase. The transcript is spliced from 9 exons. The record is from RefSeq and is a predicted model, not a curated record. Gene Ontology annotation, molecular function: nucleoside diphosphate phosphatase activity. Gene Ontology annotation, biological process: nucleoside diphosphate catabolic process. Bases 39 to 1439 code for a protein of 466 amino acids. Lineage: Eukaryota; Viridiplantae; Streptophyta; Magnoliopsida; Fabales; Fabaceae. Gene Ontology annotation, cellular component: membrane.